AUGGCGCGCCUCAGUGGCCUCCCAUCUGAGCACCACCACGAGGGUCCCGGUGACGCUCCUCGACGCAAACGCGGCCGCCCGUCUAAGAACCAGACGACCGAAGACAUGACCUCCGUGGGCAAGCGAACCGCAUCGCCCUCUGCAGAGCUUUCACAGACGAAGCGCACCAAGCGCGUCCAGGCCGACGAGGACGAGGACCAGAUCGCCGAAGAGAUCCAGCAGUCCUUCUCGCGGUCCCAGCGCGGAGAGAACAUCGACAUCCAGGAGCAGAGCACCAGCACUACGACGCGCCGCCACAACCGCCGCCACUCUGAGCCUCCAGUCGCUGCCGACGACGAGGACGAUGAGCUCAUGUUCAACCGACCAGCCUCCACACAACCGCUACCCGGCCUGACACCCCAUCUCAAUCGCGUCGGUGCCUCCCGCAGCCGCUUCACCAACACCCGCCGCUCCCGCAUGUCCAUGCCAGCUCAGCUUCACAUUGAGCGCGUGGAUGAGGUCGACGAGAACAACGGCAACCGCGUCCAGUUCGCGCCCCUCACACAAGUCCUCGAUGGCCGCGCGCGUCGCCGCCUCCGUCGAAGCCAUCUGAGCCAGGAAGUAAACGACUUCGAAGACCACCAGAAGAAGGACAAGAAGAUGUUUUUGGAGUUACGUCGCCAGCUCAAGGCACAGGACGACAAGAUCAAGGACCUGGAAUACCGCCUCGAAGCCCGCCGACUUGGCGAGAUUGACCUCGAAGACGCAGACGCCAAUGAUCUGCAAGUGGAACUAGAUGAGGCCCGUCAACAGAUUGACGAGCUGCGUGCUUCUUCCUUGUAUAACGGUGACGACAAUGAGCCAGUUGACAUGUCCGACGACGAGGAUGGCCUGAUCAUGGUCAACCCCGACGAGCUGAACAUGUCGCAAGAUCUCGACUUGGAGCCGACACCCGCCGGCAAAUACACCUCCCGCGCGUUGGAGAUCUCCAGCCAGAUGACACUCGAGUCCUUACCAACCCUAUCGCAACUCAACCGCGACAGUCUGACUGAGGGCGAGGAUAUCAUAAUGGAUAAGAUCGAAGACGAGGCCAUCGAGCGCUACGAGCGGGAAUUGCAGCAGAUGAGCAAGGCCCUGGGUGAAUCUCAAGGUGCGCUGCGCUUGAUCACCAUCGAGCUUCAGAACCUUCGCUUCAUUGAGGCUGGUGCUCCUACGAGCGAAAUCCUGACCGACUUGCGCCAUGGCUUCGAGGACCUUCGCGCCGAAAUCGAGAAGUUCUUCCCCGGUACCACCGUUGGUCUUACCAACCAACAGCUUCUUCAGAAGGUUCCUACGCUCUUCAGCGGCCUCUUCUUUGAGCUCAAGCAGAAACUCACCCUAAUCAGCAGCUCCCAACGGUCUGAAGUGCUUAUCCGACGACAAUAUGAAGGUGUUCUGGACCUGCUUGGUGAAUCAGACGAGCGGGUGAAGCAGCUAGAGUCAGACGUCUUCACACUCGACAAGGCAAAUGAGGACAAGGCUCGCGUUAUCCUUGAUCUCGAGGAGCGCAACGCCGCCUUGGCGGAACUUUCUAACGAACAAGAGGGCGCACUCGCCGAUCAAGAUGCUGUGAUCGCUGGUCUGCGAGAGGAGAAUGAAGACAAGGACACCUCCCUAGCACGAUUACGCGAAGCCCUCGAGAAGUAUCGUGUGGACCUUGACAACGUCACCGCCGCUGCAACGGAAUUCGAGACGACCCACCACGAGACGAUCGCUCGCAUGGAACAGGAAUAUACCGAGCGCAUACAAGCUCUGGAGGCAAACCUCGAUGCCGAGCAGGAGGGUCGCGAUGCCGCGGAGGCUGAAGUCAAACAAAAGGAUACUUACAUCCAGGAGUUGGAGGACAGCAUCGCGCGCAUGGAGACCGAUGUCGACAACAUCACAACCGACAUGACGACGCUCAGGGAGCGUCUAGUUGCGCAGACUGCCGCCCGCGAGGCUGCGGAGGGCGAGCGUGAUGACCAGAUCGAACAGGUCUACCAGCACGCCAACACCAUUGAGAACCUUAACGAGGCCAUCGUUGAACUCAAGGAGCAGCUUGCCAACACCCGAGAGAAUCUGGGUUCUGAACGUGCUCAACGCGAGAAGACCGAAGCUGAUCUUGACGAGGCGAACGAGAAGAUUGAAGAUCUCACCGCCCGUCUCCACGACACUGGCCUCCAGGCUAACGAGCUGCGAUCCAAACUGUUCCAACUUCAGCAAGAGAAGGAGAACGCUCUCGCAGACCUUCAAGAAGACGCUGAUGAGCGUGAGCUCGACCUCAACAACCAGCUCAAUGCUGAGACUCAGCUUCGUCAGGCUAAGGAGAGUACCAUCAUCCAAUUGGAGCAGCAGAUCCUCGGGCUUGAAGGCGACAUCGCAACACUUGAGAACAAUCUGUCUGACAUGACAGAAGCUCGCGAUCAGCUCGAGCAGGAUCGUGAUAUCCAAGUUGCCAACCUUGCCGCUCAGCUCACUGACCUGCAGAACAAGUACGUCGCGCUAGAGAACUCCACCAACUCCACCAUCACCUCGCUCCAGGCCAACAUCACGGAUCUCAACAACCAGAUUCAACGGCAACAAGCUGAAAUCAACGAUCUCUUCGAUCAGGUCACUGAGAAGGAGCGCAUCUACCUUGAGGAUACGACCCUACUCAAGGGGAAGAUUGAUUCUCUUGAGGAGGAUCUCACUGUCCAGAGGGCUGAGAACGAGGGCUACCGCAAGGAGAACUUGUCACUUUCAAGGCGUGUUGAGUCCGAGGCCAAUGAGCUUCUGAACAUCGUCGACGCUCACGCCAACGAGGUCAACGCCCUCAAUGCUGUCAUCAAGACACAAGAGGCCACCAUCAAGAGCCUCCAAGACACAUCUGCGAAGCGUACCACGGAGUACGAAGAGAUGAUUGAGGAGCGUACAACUGAGCUCACAGAGAUGCGUCUCCUAGGUGAUGCUCGCCUCGAGACCAUCGUACUUCUUGAGGCUCAGAUCGAAGAGAUGAAGGAGCGCUUCCGUCUCGCUGAGGAAGACACCCGUGCCACCAUCGACGCUCUCACUAUCUCGCAACGUCAACUUCAGGAGCAGAAUGAGCGUCUUGCUGAUGACUUGAAGCGCCGCAACCAGGACGCUCUACAGGCUAUUCAAGAAAUGAAGCUCAAGCGCGUUGAAGUCAAGACCCAAGGCGCCGGCGACCUCCACCGCGUCGUUAGCGGUAAGGUCUUCAAGACUAGCGAGAAGGUCAAGAUUGGAAAGAAGGGCAAGAAGAAGGUCUCUAAGCGCCAAUGGGAUUCCGGCUUCGGCGUUGAUGAGAAUGUCGAGGACGAGGAGCUCAACGGAGAGGAGCCGCUCGCUGCAUAG
Molecule: messenger RNA, 3348 nt
Organism: Alternaria atra
Lineage: Eukaryota; Fungi; Ascomycota; Dothideomycetes; Pleosporales; Pleosporaceae
Exons: 1
Coding region: 1-3348 (1115 amino acids)
Source: RefSeq, a predicted model, not a curated record